Molecule: messenger RNA, 528 nt
Organism: Blepharisma stoltei
Lineage: Eukaryota; Ciliophora; Heterotrichea; Heterotrichida; Blepharismidae
Source: the annotation of a GenBank genome assembly
AUGGACAUAGAGAUUCUUCAUGACCUAAAAUACGAAUUAUUCAUAUUUCCAAUCAGAAGCAAAUUUUUAGGGAUUACAUUAUUUGGUGGCACAGUCUUACUGAAUAGUUCAUUGUUUGAUAGAGAUGAAGAUUUAUCUAGGUGUUUCCAAAAAAUUACUUUUGUACACGAAAUAGCACAUUUAAUUAGAAGAAGGUCAAACAAUGGAUUCUAUGAUGCAAAAAUUAAAACACCAAAUGUUUCUGGAAUGCUGACUCCUGGAUCUCCAGGAUAUAUUAAUGCAAAUGAGGCAAUGAUGUGUGAUGAAGGAGGCCAACAAUUAGAGAGAGAGCUUUUUGGAUUUUAUGUGACAGAAGUUAAUAUGAAUCAUAUUAAAUAUAUCAAUAAAAAUGCUAACUGAAAUAAAGAACUUCCUGAUUUCAAAGAUGGUUUGGCUAAUAUGUUUGAUGAAACACUUUUUACCUAUCAUUAUUGUAGAGCAGAAGACUUGCUCUAUAGAAUUGAUAGACUCUCACACAGCGAAGCUUAG